UAUUUUUUAGGUAAUAAUAAAAUUAAUAUUGAAAAGUUAGAAAUGGAAGAAGAGAAAAAAGAAGCUCCUACAUUUUUUUACAAUGAAAAUAAAGAUCCUGAUCCUGAUGAGAAAGGACAUUUCUUUAUUACAUAACUAUAAACUUUGCUUGUGGCUAUAUUUAUCACAGCAAUGAUGCAAUUUUCAAAUCACUUAGCUGCAUACUUGAUUUAUUGCUGCCCAAUGUAUUUCUUUAUAGUUUUUAUUUAAUGGUUCGCUUUCUGGAAACCUGAAGCUGAUCUUACAAUACUCUAUAACAUAUAUAAUGGAGUAAUGUUCAUUGUUUGUUUACCUAUAUUUUUUGGUGUCUUUUUUGCUGUUUUUCACCCAACUGCUUCUUUAGAAUUUAAAUAAGUUUAGAAUUGUCAAUUGGUAGGAUAAUUAAGCAAAUGGAUCGAAUUUAAUGAGAAAUACUCAAUUCUUUACAUUAAUUUUGAAUAUGAAGGUUAGCAAUACUUAGGAUAAGCCUGUGCUUCUAAUUAUAACGAUGCAAAGACAAUUGCUCCAGUUCUUCCUUAUAAAUUCUAUUAUAAAUACGAUUCAAUGGCAUGUGGUCCUCUUGAUGGAAAUAAUACUGCACCAUAAUAUCAUAGAUUAUUAACCUAUAAAGAUUAGAAUUCAACUGAAUUUAAUAGAAAUGAAAGAAUUCUUAGAACUGGAGGUGGUGGUGGCCAUAGCGGUGGCGGUGGCGGUGGAAGUAGCCAUAGCAGCAGUAGUAGCUUUAGUAGUGGCAGUCGAAGUUCAUCUAGUUCUUGUUACAGAGACUAUAAAUGGAGUGAUGUAAAAAUAGCUAGCUGGUUGUGUUAGGACAGAGAUUUUGAUAUAGAAGAAUACAUGUCUCCAAAGUCAUGCUAUGUGAAUUUUUUUAGUGGUAAUAAAGCAUAUUAAAAUGGACAAUAAAGAGCUUUUAUGAGAGAUUCAUAUAAUUUUCCUUUGAUAGCUUAUAAGGAACAUGCAUACUAUCCUCAAGCAGAUUUAGUUUGCUUAAUAUUAUUUAGCUAUUAUAAUUGGAUACUUUCAUUUAAUUCUAUAUUUUAGUACACAGCUAAUUACUUUCUCAAAAAAAUUAGAAGAACCAGUGAAAAGAGAUAGAUAGCUGUCUAGGCACUAGAAUUUAAACCAAAUCCAAACCAAAACCAAAACCCAAUAUAAAUUGAAUAAAUUAACAAAGAAACACCAAUAGUAUUUUAAAUAAACUAACAAUAAGUAAAUCCUAUUGAUAAUGUUGAUUGUAUGCCUUAACCAUAAUAUAUGCAAUAAUACAUAUUACCUUAAGCCUAGUUUGAAUAGCAUUUAAAUAACCCAUAAGUAUAAUAUUUUAAUCCUGUUAUUGCAAUGGUUGGACCCCAACAAUAACUAGAUCAUUAAAAUGAGGAUUAUAUUGUAAAAUAACCUGUAAAAAUAGAUCAUACUUUAUAAAAUCCUAUGCUUUGA
Molecule: messenger RNA, 1473 nt
Organism: Tetrahymena thermophila SB210
Lineage: Eukaryota; Ciliophora; Oligohymenophorea; Hymenostomatida; Tetrahymenidae
Product: transmembrane protein, putative
Exons: 3
Source: RefSeq, a predicted model, not a curated record